GUCCGGGCUGCUCGCAGCCCCGCACCGCCCGUUCCGUGCUGGGGGAAAGCCAUCGCGGCGGACCGGAGGCACCAUGGGGCCGGCGGGAGGUCGGCACGGCUUUUACGUGGGGCUGGGGUUGGCUUUGGCUUCCAGCGUCUUCAUCGGGGGCAGCUUUAUCCUGAAGAAGAAGGGGCUGCUCCGCCUGUGCGGCCGCGGUCGUCCCAGGGCAGGGCACGGAGGGCACGCGUACCUGCGGGAGUGGCUGUGGUGGGCAGGGCUGCUGUGCAUGGGAAUUGGAGAAGCAGCAAAUUUUGCUGCCUAUGCCUUUGCCCCUGCAACGCUGGUAACUCCGCUGGGUGCUCUGAGUGUCCUCGUUAGUGCGGUUCUGUCUUCCACCUUCCUGAAUGAGCAGCUGACUGUUCAUGGCAAGAUUGGCUGUGUCCUAAGCAUCCUGGGCUCCACGGUGAUGGUAAUCCACGCUCCUCAGGAAGAAGAGGUUUCCAGCCUGGAGUCGAUGGCAGAGAAGCUGAAAGAUCCAGGAUUCAUUGUGUUUGCUGUGUGCGUCCUGGUGAGCUCCCUCCUGCUCAUCUUUGUGGCUGGACCCCGUUACGGACGGAGCAACGUCUUGGUUUAUGUUUUGGUCUGCUCUGCCAUCGGCUCACUUUCUGUAUCGUGUGUCAAAGGCUUGGGGAUUGCCCUGAAAGAGCUGUUUGCUGGGAAGCCAGUCCUGAAAGAACCGCUGGGCUGGGUGCUUCUGGUGUGCCUGGUGAUCUGCAUCAGCGUGCAGAUCAACUACCUGAACAAAGCCCUGGAUAUCUUCAACACAUCCGUGGUCACUCCCAUUUACUAUGUGCUGUUCACCACCUCAGUCAUGACAUGUUCCGCCAUCCUCUUCAAGGAGUGGCAACACAUGGUGCUAGACAACAUCAUUGGCACCAUCAGCGGCUUCCUCACCAUCGUGUCCGGCAUCUUCCUCCUUCACGCCUUCAGGGACGUGCCCUUCAGCCCAGACCUCCUGCCCCUCUUCCUGCAGCAAGGCAGGACAGACCUGCGCACGGCAUGGAGGGGCACGGACAGACAUCAGUCGUGUCAGCACCAGCCUCUUCUGCCCUCCGAGGACAAAAGCUCUCAGAGCACAGAAGAGGAGGAAGGUGAAAGUGUAUGAGGGAGCUUCUGAAGUGCUGUCAGCUCCAGCCAGCGAGCAGCUCCACAAGGUGCAAGGUUGAACGUGCUGCAUUGGAUGCUGCUAAGUACUUCGGUGUGUGCAGAGCUAGCAGUUGCUUUCUGCCUGCCUUAGGUGUGUGAUCAGUGUGACCUCCCACCGUCUGGGAGCUGGCAGGGACUGCAUCCUUCCUGUAACAUCCUUCAUUGUUACAGACACAAGUGCUGAGAACUUCCCUGCUGCCAGGACCCAGUGCCUCUUCAGCUUUCGUGAGGGAUUGAUCUGCCCUUGCCAGGAUCUGCUUGGCUGCACAGAGGCCUGCAGCACUAACACGGUGCUAAUAACCCUUACUGAAGACAAGGGCUGAGGAAGCCUCCGAGCAUUUUUUUUUAAGAAUACUUAUUUUGUCACUGUUAAUCUUCUAACGUGGUGCUGAUAUGAUGUGGAUAGAAGACAAGUGCCUGCCCUUAAGGAUGACAUACCCAGAGUGGUACUUCAAAAAUUCUUCCGUAAACUGCUGGUUCGGCUCACUGUUAGAAUUUAUUUACAGGUUCACAUCCAAGAGAAGAAUACAGCCAAGACUGGAGAACUUCAGUGGUGCUGCCCUGUGAUGUUCUGGCUCUUACAGAGGGGAUCAUGCAGCAUCUGUUCUGCAGGCUGAUGAUGCACCUGCAUACAGCAUUAAAGCCAGCAGUGUUCAGUUA
Lagopus leucura (white-tailed ptarmigan) is the source of this 1848-nucleotide messenger RNA. RefSeq names its product magnesium transporter NIPA2-like. The transcript has 5 exons. Gene Ontology annotation, molecular function: magnesium ion transmembrane transporter activity. Gene Ontology annotation, biological process: magnesium ion transport. NCBI's taxonomy places the organism in Eukaryota, Metazoa, Chordata, Aves, Galliformes, Phasianidae. Bases 74 to 1147 code for a protein of 357 amino acids. Gene Ontology annotation, cellular component: membrane. The record is from RefSeq and is a predicted model, not a curated record.